Blastomyces gilchristii SLH14081 is the source of this 3362-nucleotide messenger RNA. RefSeq lists its product as uncharacterized. Bases 134 to 2389 code for a protein of 751 amino acids. The record is from RefSeq and is a predicted model, not a curated record. Lineage: Eukaryota; Fungi; Ascomycota; Eurotiomycetes; Onygenales; Ajellomycetaceae. Gene Ontology annotation, molecular function: ATP binding; protein kinase activity. The transcript has a single exon. Gene Ontology annotation, biological process: protein phosphorylation.
AAACAGCGUGCUGCUACCCUUGCACCAAGGACUUCUAAAAUUCCUUAUUAAAUUCUAACCAAGAAUAAGUCAUAGCGAAGGUUUAUAACUCAACAUCUUGCCUGCCCUGGCCUGGUAGGAACGGCGUCACAGAAUGGACAGCCGAGUACAACAGCUACUGGCUGAACUCGAAGAACAGAAACGACUACGAGAAAUUGCGGAAGCACAGGCGGAAAAGGAAAGAGGACUACGACAAGAGGAACAGCGACGACGCGAAGAGGAACAGCGACGACGCGAAGAAGCAGAGAGCCUUACUGCAGAUACCCAGCUUACCACAUUUCUACCCUUUCUCUGUAACUGCCAUGAGCUCUUACUCGCAAUCCGCAUCGUGACAGACCCGACAAGAACCACCCAGGGUACUGUAACCAAGCCAGCUAAUCGGAGGGUUCCUUCGCGCAUCAUAAUAUGUGACAAGUUCUUUGCUAGGCAGGAGGCAGUCUGGAGGAUUCUCAAUGAUCAUCCAUUGUUUCUGAUGAAAAAGCAGUUUCCGUCAAAACAUCAGCUUGAGUAUGUCUGCAAGGUCCUCAGCCCGAUCACUGCGGAAUCGGAUCUUCGAUACUAUGAACGAGAGACGGUGGAGAACCAGGUUCGCAAUAUCGUCGACCGGAUCACUGAAGAUGUAAGUCUCAAAGAGGCAUUUGGACUGCGAGGCUCAAUCACCUUCAAUAGCCAUACAAAUGUAGGACGUCCACAGGAGAGCUCGCUGAGUGAAGGGGGGGAGAACCUGUCAAUCAACUCAGAGACUGCACCAUCGGCCAAAGCUAAGGGUAGAGGUCGGAAGAAAAAGAAGGAGUCCGCCACAGUCACAAGAGGGCAAGCGGAUCGCUUCUGUAUCUACCGCCGGGAUGGCGAUGAUCACAUCCCCGCCAUCGCGAUCGAAUAUAAGGCGCCUCACAAACUCACGCAGGCCGAGAUGACCACAGGACUGAGGGAAGAGAUCCGACCCGCCCGGGAUGUGAUCAAUCAGGAGUCUGAGGAUGUUACCUUCUGCUGUAGAAGACUUGUCGCCGCGGUCAUCACCCAGCUCUUCUCCUACAUGGUGCACAAAUGCGUACGAUACGGCUACGUCUGCACCGGAGAAGCCUUCAUCUUUGUGUACAUCCCAGACGAUCCAUCUUCAGUUCAGUGUGCGCUUUGCAUACCGGGUCGGGAUGUCAAGGGGACCGACGAUGAUGAUCUCCAGGGGACAGCCGUCGCGCAGGUCCUGGCAUUCACCAUCAGAGCAUUGACCUCGCCACCAGUUCCCCAGCAGUGGAGCGAUGCCGCUGAUGAGCUUGAUAUCUGGCCCGUGGAGUAUUCCGACAUCCUAGACCAGACUCCACCUGCCGCUCGCCUGAAACAUGCCUCCCCAUUAUACCGCGGCAGACGCCCUCACAAUCUUUCUCCCUUCAGGAUGACGCUGCGAUCCGGAUGUCGGCCCUCUGAAAACAAACCCCGACCGACAAGCUCCCCCUCGCCGUCUCCUCCCUCAUCCCCUUCCCUUACACCGCACUCCGGGCCCCGUGGCCGAGCCAGAAGGGGAGGUCACAUCCAGUCUGCAAAGCCCAGAGGGACUCCAGGACAUGGGGAGGGCACCCAGCGGAUGCCCAAUGCUAUUGAGACACUGACCAUCAAGACUCGCCCAUACUGCUCUCAGCGAUGUCUCCUUGCGCUUAGGGACAACACCCCUCUUGAUCCCACAUGCUCCAACUACGAGGAUCACAGGAAGCACCGGAUCAAGGCAGGCGAAUUCCGUGCUCUUGUCCAGAAGCAACUUGCCACAGAUCGUGGCCCAGACGCUGACUGCUGUCCACUCUACAAGGCAGGAAGUUGUGGCGCGCUGCUCAAAGUGAGGCUUUCAUCGCAUGGAUACACCUUGGUCGCCAAGGCCGUGGAAUGCAAGCAUAAGCAUAAACUCCGACAUGAAAUGAAGGUCUACAAUGAGCUCCGAGAUCUCCAAGGCGAAUGCAUUCCGGUCUGUCUUGGUUUAGUGAAACUGGCGCCGGGGCGCCCCUAUUACUAUGAUGAAAAAAUCCACACCCACAUUUUACUUCUAAGUUGGGCAGGAGAACCAAUUGAGAAAUACAGGAAACUGAACCACACGGCGGUCGCGGGAUCCACGGUAGAUGCCCUCGAAGCCAUUCACUCUAAAGGAGUUACCCACGGUGACGCGGAACCGCGGAAUAUGCUGUGGGACCUAAGCCGCCAACGUGUGGUCAUAGUAGACUUGGAGCGAUCGACUAUACGGAAUCCUCUAUCCUCCGUGUCUACUAACUCGAGAAAGGAUAGGAAAUUGACGAAUGAUGACUAUAGCAAAGAGCUUCAAAGGGUCAAGGCUUUAUUUGAGGGUAAUGCGGAGUCAUCGUUGUAGAAUUCUUUAUUCCGCGACUUAACCCAGUGUUGUGAUUGAUACUUUCCGUUGUACUUUGGAAUAUCUGCGCCUCUAUAGUUUCCUAGAUUUUGUUUCACUAAUCUCGCUAUACAUGUAGUUAAUCUCCUUUCCCGGAAGACCUUAACAGUAUUAUUAAAUAAUGAUUAGGAGAAAGCUUUCUUAGACUUUGGUCAUCUAGUUUUCUAUCCCGAGCAAAUUUCAUGUGAUUUUGAUGUCUCUGCUCGGCUGCAGGCGGGCACCCCGCCGUUUUUGAAUCGCGCUGCGAUCGAGCCUUCGAGAGGGCUGAGUGAAGUGGGGGAAUUAUGUCACGUGAACACAAAGGUUCUCUUGUUGGCUGAUGCACUACAUUAUUGACUAGAGAGUCUUAGAUACAAUCAAUAUUACUAUCUUUAGAAUUAAAUCUAAGCGCAGAGCGGACUUAGAUUGGCAAGGAGCUUUCCCGGGUAAGAGCAUGUCUGAGCAAUAAACCGGCCCGGUUCAGAGUGCUGGUGCAGGGAGCUUCAAUAGGUUAGAAGCACGGGAAACAAAUGCGCUUGGGGGUGUGCUUAAGAUUAAACCAGGGGGCGGGCGCGAGGGCCGGGAUAUCACGUGACGCUCCGGGGGGGUCUUUAACGAAGUGUGGUUAAGGGCCUUAACCGGGGAAACAGGCCGGGCCGGAGGUGCGGGCGCGGGGGACGGCCGGAGAGUCACUAGAGCAGUCCGCAGCGGGCGCAGUGCCCGGUGUCUAGAGAAGGUAAUAGUCCAGCAUGGCAAUGUUAAUGUCUUGAUAAAUGCGGUGACAAGACCUCACUUGACAUGCUUAGACAGUUCUCAAUAAUAGAACUGCUUCAAACACACUUCUCUGAUCAGUCAGUUAAAGCUAUAUCUCAAUUCUUCUUUCUAUAUUUGCGGAGUGUCACUGCUGUCUACUCAAGUAUAUCCGCAAGAGAAGGAUAUUUUACAUAUAUACAUA